Merops nubicus (carmine bee-eater) is the source of this 1590-nucleotide messenger RNA. RefSeq names its product UDP-glucuronosyltransferase 1-1-like. The transcript has 6 exons. The record is from RefSeq and is a predicted model, not a curated record. Bases 1 to 1590 code for a protein of 529 amino acids. Lineage: Eukaryota; Metazoa; Chordata; Aves; Coraciiformes; Meropidae. Gene Ontology annotation, molecular function: UDP-glycosyltransferase activity.
AUGGCUUCUUCAAACCCAGGAUCCCAUCCUCCUGCCUCCUGGGUCGUGGCGUUCUUGCUCCUGUGGCCCUUGGCUGAGGGUGGGAAGCUUUUGGUGGUGCCCAUCGACGGAAGCCACUGGUUGGGCAUGCGCCUGCUGGUGGAGAGGCUGGGGCAGAGGGGGCACGAAAUCCUGGUGCUCGCUCCAGAGGUGAACCUGAGGAUGGCCCCAUCGGUGCACUACACCAUGAGAACCUACUCCGUGCCUUACAGCAGGGAGGACGUGGAGGCAGAAUUUAAGAAGCUGGGCUACAGGAGUUUCACCCCUCAGCCCUUCUCGGAAAAACUCUCCAAGAUGGCAAACAUCACAGCCAUGUUCCUCGAGUCCUGCAGGCGCCUUCUCUCCAACAAGGAGCUGAUCGUGCACCUCGAAGAAAGCGAAUUUGACGCUGUCUUGAUGGAUCCCUUUUUCCCCUGUGGGCAGAUCGUGGCUGAACACCUGUCCCUGCCCAGCGUGUACCUGGCGCGGGGGCUGCCGUGCGGCCUGGACCUCCACGCCGCGCGCUGCCCCAGCCCCCCUUCCUACGUGCCCAGGUCCUUCACCAGCUACACGCAGCACAUGGCCUUCCCCCAGCGCCUGGGCAACCUCCUGGUGGGGCUGAGCAGCUCCCUGGCCUGCAGCCUGCUCUACUCACCCUACACUCCCCUGAUCCGGGAGUUCCUGCGGCGAGAGGCCACGGUGCCGGAGCUGCUCGGCCGCGCCGCCGUCUGGCUCACCAAGUACGACUUUGUGUUCGAGUACCCCAGGCCCCUCAUGCCCAACAUGGUCCUGGUCGGGGGGAUAAGCUGCACGAGGGAGAAAGCCUUGUCCCAGGAAUUCGAAGCCAUGGUGAACGCCUCUGGAGAGCACGGCAUCGUCGUCUUCUCGCUGGGCUCCAUGGUCUCUGAGAUCCCCAUGAAGAAAGCCACAGAAAUCGUGAAGGCCUUGGGAUCAGUGCCCCAAACGGUUUUCUGGAGGUACACAGGAGAGGCACCCCCCAACCUGCCAAAGAACGUGAAGCUCGUCAAGUGGCUGCCACAAAAAGAUCUCCUGGCUCACCCAAAGGCUCGUGCCUUCAUCACCCACGGUGGGUCCCACGGGGUCUACGAGGGCAUCUGCAAUGCGGUGCCCAUGCUGCUCAUGCCGCUCUUCGGGGACCAGAUGGACAACGCCAAGAGAGUGGAGUCCCGAGGGGCAGGACUGACCCUGAACAUCCUGGAAAUGACCUCAGAGGACAUCUCCACUGCCCUGAAAGCAGUUAUCAACGACAAAAAGUACAAGGAGAACAUCAAGCGCCUCUCAGACCUUCACCUGGACAGACCCAUCCACCCCCUGGACCUGGCAGUGCACUGGGUGGAGUUUGUCAUGAGACACAAAGGGGCUCCACACCUGCGACCUGCUGCUCACGACCUGAACUGGAUCCAGUACCACUCCCUGGACGUCAUCGCCUUCCUCCUCGCCGUGCUCCUCCUCUCCCUCUUCAUCUCCAUCAAGUGCUGCCUCUGCUGCUGCCGCAGGUGCUGCUGCAAGAAGGGCAGGACGAGGAAGGCAACCAAAGCAAAGUCCCACUAG